AUGUUGACAUUUGGGUUGACUCUUACCUUGCUCUUUUGCACUAGUGUUGCUGGUCAGGUUGAUCCAUCACCGUCGAUUGUCAUCGAUGCUGGUACAAUCAUCGGUACAACAACAUCAUUGCCAUCUACCACGGCCUUGGUGCAUAAAUUUCUCGGCAUACCUUUCGCGCAGGCGCCUGUCGAAGAAAAUCGAUUUCUCUCUCCAAAAGCCCUGCUGAAGCAUGAUGAAAACCCGCUGAAUGCUACAGCGUGGGGGAACAAGUGCAUUGCUGUCACUGGAAGUAGUGAUGGGCCUCCUGAAAGCGAAGACUGUUUGUUCUUGAACGUGUACACACCAGCUGGAGCGGGAUGUCACAGCUCGGGUCGGCCGGUUCUUGUGUGGAUCCAUGGCGGAUGGUUGCGGGAGGGCACAGCCAGCCAGCCCAUGUUUGACGGAUCCAGAUUCGCCGCCGAGCAGGGCAUAGUUGUUGUGACUUUCAACUAUCGUCUCAAUGUAUUUGGCUUCCCAAAUUCUCCUCAACUACCCCUGGAAGAAGAAAAUCUCGGCUUUUUGGAUCAGCGAAUGGCCCUCCAAUGGGUCCAAGAGAACAUAAAUGCGUUCGGCGGAGAUCCAUCGAAAGUCACGAUAGCCGGAGAGUCCUCGGGCGGAUCUUCAGUCGACCGUCUCGUCACUACCAUUCACUCCAAUCCUCCAUUCCGCGCGGCGGCAUGUUCGAGCGGCCAGGCUACAGUAAGCGCAAUUGGUCGGGAGUCUGGCCCACUAUCAUGGGCUGCCCUUGUGUCUCUUCUUGGAUGCACCGGCGAAGACCAGAUCGGGUGCGUGCGUGCAGUCGACGGCAAGACCAUCCGAGACUUAAUCGUUGCGAACGGUCUGGACUUCAGCCCGGUGAACGACAAUAUCACCCAAAAGGAGCUUCCAUACCUUCCGAUUCGAGCCUCUGGAGGUGUUGCUCCGGUCCCACUGUUGAUCGGCUCGACAGGUCAGGAGGGAACUUACUUGGCUCCUGCUUAUGGCCUGAAUCUUUCGGCUGUCACUGAAGAGAUGCUUAUGCAAGUCAUUGGCGUAUUCACUGGCAACGACUCAGACCUCAUAUCCGCUAUUAUGCAGAUUGUUGCCGUCAAACAACAGAUGACGGGUAUUUCGCUGUUUGGUGCUGCUGCUCAAGUCUAUACUGAAGUGGUCUAUCAAUGCACCCCUUUGAAGCCCGCUCUCCUUGUCUCUCGUGUUUCCUCUCAGAGCAAUAUUCCGACCUGGAGGUAUUUUUACAAUGCCUCGUUUCCGAAUCUUGCUGCCGAGGGCUACACUUCUGACGAGCUGGGCGCAUCCCAUGGAACGGACACGGCCAUGAUCUGGGGUACUUACCCUCAAGAUGGUGCUAUAGAUUACCAAAGAGAACUCAGUCGGUAUUUGCAAAAGCUGUGGGCAGGAUUUAUCAAGGACCCUUCAGGCAAAGGCCCCGGCUGGGAAAGGGUGGACGCAGAUGGUAACAAUAUUGCAUGCAUUGGCUGCACGGGAGAAAGCGGCGAGCUGAAUCUCAUCGCAUCUGCCACCGUCGAUGGAUGGUGCCCAACGUACGAGCCAUUUUUCGGCCGAGUCAAGACACCGUUUGUGAAGGCUUAG
Colletotrichum siamense is the source of this 1620-nucleotide messenger RNA. RefSeq names its product Acylcarnitine hydrolase. The record is from RefSeq and is a predicted model, not a curated record. The transcript has 4 exons. Bases 1 to 1620 code for a protein of 539 amino acids. Lineage: Eukaryota; Fungi; Ascomycota; Sordariomycetes; Glomerellales; Glomerellaceae.